AUGACCACCAUGACAGAUGCCAGCACUCCCAGCCCGACUGCCAAGACUGGCUCUUCGAUACAGCUCACCCAUCGCAAUGAUCGCACCUUCCUCAUGGCUGUGGUCCAGUCUCUGGUACGACUAAUGCGAACGCGCAUCAGCAACCGUCAAGCAGACCACGAGGAAGGGUCAAUCCGACUCAAGCCAAAGCAAUCGAACCUCUCCCAGUGUACCCUCCACGAACGAACUGUAUGCGACAUACACAUAUACGAUGUCAUACCACCCAACAAAGCAGAAAAGAGCUCGAAGAAGCGGAUAUACUACUUCGCCGGUGGCAGUUGGCAGGAACCGCCCUCUCCACAACACUACAAGAUCUGCGCCAAGUUAGCUAAAGAGAUGUCCGAUACUUCCAUAUCGAUUGUAUCGACACCUCUUGCGCCCAACGACCCCGCGCACAAGUCGUUCCCUGUCUGCCAAAAGACAUACCGGGCUUUGAUGGCCGAAGCGGAAGAGGCUGGAGAGAAAGUUAUACUGGCGGGUGACUCCUCGGGAGCGAAUAUUGCUCUGUGUCUUGUGCUGGAGGCCCUACAGGAGGAUAGCGAGAACGAAGGCGUUGAGAUCAAGCAUCUCCCACACCCCGUCGCCAUCAUGAACGUAUGCCCAUCGACCGACUUGACUCGCGAAAACUCCGACAUCGAUAAAGUGGCACCUCGAGACCCUCUCCUCACACCCAAGAUCAUCAGAGCGACAGCGAAAGCAUGGCAAGGAGACUGGGACGCCGCCGAUCGCCGCAUAUCCCCUAUCAAUGCCGACAUUUCACUACUCGCGAAAAAGGGCAUCAAGGUGCACGGAAUAACUGCUGGAUGCGAUGUGCUAAGCCCGGACGGCGUCAUCUUCCGCAAGAAAUGCGAGGAACACGGUGUCAUUGGCGAGUGGGUGCACUGGGAGAAGCAAAUGCACUGCUUCGUUCUGACCAUGCCGUAUGGACUGGUCGAGGCAAAGGAUGCCUGCCAGUGGAUCGUAGAUGUCCUGAAGAAGGAAUGA
Messenger RNA from Alternaria incomplexa, 1023 nucleotides. RefSeq lists its product as uncharacterized. The coding region runs from base 1 to 1023 and encodes 340 amino acids. Lineage: Eukaryota; Fungi; Ascomycota; Dothideomycetes; Pleosporales; Pleosporaceae. Gene Ontology annotation, molecular function: hydrolase activity. The transcript has a single exon. The record is from RefSeq and is a predicted model, not a curated record.